AUGCCACCAUACAAAAACGUCCUCCUCAUCGGCGCCGGCGGCUCCCUUGGCGCCCCCGUCCUUGCCGCCUUUGCCGCGCGCCCAGAAUACAACUUAACGAUCCUCACGCGUCACGACUCCUCUGCUACCUUUCCGUCGGGCAUCCCCGUCGUUAGGGCAAACUAUAUCUCACUCAACUCCCUUAUAUCGGCCUUCAAAGGCCAGGAUGCGAUUGUCUCUCUCAUCGGCGGGCAUGCCCUCAGCUCGCAGAACUUCUUCAUCGACGCCGCGAUACGGGCAGGCGUUAAGCGCUUCAUCCCCAGUGAAUUCGGCCCAAACUCGCGGAACGAGGAAUUCGUCAAAUAUAACGAUGUUGUGCUUCCUGUGCGUGCGGGCAUUGUCGACUACCUGAAGUACAAAGAGGGACAGGGUGAGGGAAAGCUCAGCUGGACAAGUGUAAUCUGCGGCGGCUUCUUCGACUGGAUGCUGUACAGUGGAAUGCUGGGAUUCGAUCUUAAGAGUAGAAGUGUGGAGCUUAUUGACAACGGUACAUCCGUCGGUACGUUCACCUCGCUCUCCACAGUUGGCGAAACAGUGGUGAAGAUUCUGGACCAUGCGGAUGAGACGGGUAACCAGUAUGUUUUCACAAUGUCGUUUCAGGUGUCUCCGCGCGAUGUUUUGGAGGUUAUUGAGAAGGUCGAUGGGAAGAAAUGGAGUGUUCAUUAUACUACUUGUGAGGAGGUGAUUGCGAAAGGGAGGAAGAGGUUGGAUAACGGCGAUUUUGCGGGGAUUAUGGAUUUGACGAGGGGGGCUGCAUUUGGGAGACUAGCACUUGGAGAUGAGAGUAAGAACGGAUUCUGGAACCAGCGGUUGGAAUUGGUAGACGAGGAUAUUGAGGUGGCCGUGAGAGAUGUUCUCAGAGGCCAGGGCAUGCUGAGCGAGUAG
Molecule: messenger RNA, 924 nt
Organism: Alternaria alternata
Lineage: Eukaryota; Fungi; Ascomycota; Dothideomycetes; Pleosporales; Pleosporaceae
Product: isoflavone reductase family protein
Exons: 1
Coding region: 1-924 (307 amino acids)
Molecular function (GO): oxidoreductase activity
Source: RefSeq, a predicted model, not a curated record